Messenger RNA from Poecile atricapillus (Black-capped chickadee), 1819 nucleotides. It is a transcript of the gene TEAD3, whose product is annotated as TEA domain transcription factor 3. Gene Ontology annotation, molecular function: RNA polymerase II cis-regulatory region sequence-specific DNA binding; DNA-binding transcription factor activity, RNA polymerase II-specific. Bases 267 to 1565 code for a protein of 432 amino acids. The transcript has 14 exons. The record is from RefSeq and is a predicted model, not a curated record. Gene Ontology annotation, biological process: hippo signaling; embryonic organ development; positive regulation of transcription by RNA polymerase II. NCBI's taxonomy places the organism in Eukaryota, Metazoa, Chordata, Aves, Passeriformes, Paridae. Gene Ontology annotation, cellular component: transcription regulator complex.
GGCUCCGUGCGCGGACCCGGGAGCCCGCCGCGCUGCCCGCAUUCCUGCUGCCCGCCCCGGCCCGGCCCGGCCCCGGCCCCGGCCCCGGCCCCGGCCCCGCUCCCGGCACCCGCGGCCGGCCCAGCCCCUCCGGAGCACGGAGCAGCAGGUUGUCGUGUAUCCGUGGGGGCUCAGGGUCGGAGCCCAGAGCAGCCAGCACCAUAGCGUCCAACAGCUGGAACGCCAGCGGCAGCCCUGGGGAGGGGCGGGAAGAUGGCCAGGACGGCAUGGACAAGAGUCUGGACAAUGAUGCCGAGGGUGUGUGGAGUCCAGACAUCGAGCAGAGCUUCCAGGAGGCGCUGGCAAUCUACCCACCCUGUGGCCGAAGGAAAAUCAUCCUCUCAGAUGAGGGCAAGAUGUACGGUCGUAACGAGCUGAUCGCCCGCUACAUCAAGCUGCGAACGGGGAAGACACGGACAAGGAAGCAGGUGUCCAGCCACAUACAGGUUCUAGCUCGGAAGAAGGUGCGGGAGUACCAGGUUGGCAUCAAGGUCUCUAGCCACUUGCAGGUUCUUGCCCGACGGAAAUCUCGUGAGAUUCAGUCCAAGCUGAAGGCCAUGAACUUGGACCAGGUCUCGAAGGAUAAGGCUCUGCAGAGCAUGGCUUCCAUGUCCUCGGCGCAGAUUGUGUCGGCCAGUGUCCUGCAGAACAAGCUCAGCCCCCCCCCUCCUCUUCCUCAGGCCGUCUUCUCUGCUGCCCCCAGGUUUUGGAGUGGGCCUAUCCCAGGACAGCCUGGACCCUCUCAGGACAUUAAACCGUUUGCACAACCAGCUUACCCCAUCCAGCCACCCAUGCCUCCAUCACUAGCCAGUUACGAGCCCUUGGCUCCACUCCCGCCAGCUGCCUCGGCCGUGCCGGUCUGGCAGGACCGCACCAUCGCCUCCACCAAGCUCCGGCUCCUCGAGUACUCUGCCUUCAUGGAGGUGCCCCGGGAUGCUGAAACGUACAGCAAACACCUCUUCGUGCACAUUGGCCAGACGAACCCCUCAUACAGCGACCCGCUGCUGGAGGCCGUGGACAUCCGCCAGAUCUACGACAAGUUUCCUGAGAAGAAAGGUGGCCUCAAGGAGCUCUAUGAGCGUGGGCCCCAGAACUCCUUCUUUCUCGUCAAGUUUUGGGCGGAUCUGAACAGCACGAUCCAGGAUGGGCCAGGGACCUUCUAUGGUGUCAGCAGCCAGUACAGCAGUGCAGAGAACAUGACCAUCACAGUCUCCACCAAAGUGUGCUCCUUUGGGAAGCAGGUCGUGGAGAAGGUGGAGACGGAGUAUGCACGGCUGGAGAAUGGCCGGUUCGUCUACCGCAUCCACCGGUCUCCCAUGUGCGAGUACAUGAUCAACUUCAUCCACAAACUCAAGCACCUCCCAGAGAAGUACAUGAUGAACAGUGUCCUGGAGAAUUUCACCAUCCUGCAGGUUGUUACGAACAGGGAUACCCAGGAAACCUUGCUCUGCAUUGCCUUUGUUUUCGAGGUCUCCACCAGUGAGCACGGCGCCCAACACCACGUCUACAAGUUGGUCAAGGACUAGGGGCCCUUGGGGACAGGCAGGGGCACAAGGGGCAUGCAGGGGAGGGAGGGGGGGCUGUGCAGAAAAGCCACCCGUGCCUGUUGCCUUGUGAGAAGUCAUUUGAAGACAGGUGGAGAAGGAGGAGGAAGAAAAACAAUAGCCAAAAAAGACUGACUUGUGAAUGCAGAUGUUUUCUACUUAGGAACAAUUUCUUUUUUUCUUUUUUUUUUAAUAAAUAAAAUUACCAAAAAAAAAACCAAAAAAAAAAAAAAGAA